This is a messenger RNA of Clunio marinus, 1086 nucleotides long. NCBI's taxonomy places the organism in Eukaryota, Metazoa, Arthropoda, Insecta, Diptera, Chironomidae. The record is from the annotation of a GenBank genome assembly.
AACAUUAGCACAAACAAAUAAUGAAUAUAUUACCACAUAAAAGCUGGCAUGUCAGAACUAAAAAGAAUAUUGCAAAAGUUCGAAAGGAUGAACGGGAAGCUGCAGAAAAAGAGAAAGAACGAUUGCGUCGUGUUGCAUUAGCUGAUCAAGAAGCUAAAAUCAAUCUUUUAAAAGAAAGAGCCAAAAAAAGAAAAGGAAGUGAGAGUGACAAUUUAGAGGACCAAACUGAGAUCAACACAGAAACUAGCACUAAAGUGUCAUCGGAACAUGUAAAUUUCUUCAACGAUUUAGAAACAGGCAAAUAUGUUCCACCGAAAAACAACAAAGACCAUGAAAAAGAAAAGAAAGAAGAACAGGAAAAGUAUGAAAAACAAAUUGGAUAUUUAACUUACUUAGGACAAGACACCAAUGAAGCUACUGGUAGACGAGAUUGGUAUGAUGUUGCUCCGAAUCGUAAAGACAUUACAGAUGAAACUGGACGAAAAGUUGAAGUUAAUCUUAAAACAAAACUCCUUCACGAUCCAAUGAGGAUGAUUGAGAAAUAUGUAGGCAAGUCAAUAAAAAAUCUUCCGUCAUGUUCAAAAGAGGAAAGCAAGGAAGAAAUUAAAACAAUUCCAAAGUACGAACCAAUAAUCAAUGAAAGUUUCAAGAAGUAUAAAAAGAAAAGAAGCCAUUCGCAGUCACAUUCUGAAAAAAUAUCGGAACAUUUUAAGAAAUCUCAAAAGAAGAAACAUAAGAAAGAUAAGAAACAGAAAAAGAAGUCAAAGCAUGAAUUAAAAUCAGUACUUUCAACAAAUGAUUCUUCCUCAGAUGAAGAAACAAGAAAAUUAAAGAAAUUGAAGCUUGAAAAACUUCGAGCAGAACGACUUCAACGAGAGAAGAUUGAACGAGCGAAGGCAGACAAACUUCUUGCGAAACUACGUGGAGAACCAGAUCCAGAAAUGAAAGUUAAAACAUCCAAAGAAUUACAAGAACACAUAAGGCCAGUGAAACAGAAAUAUAAUUCACAAUUUAAUCCUGAAAUCGCGAGACAAAAUUAUGAUUGAAAAAAUGAAGAAAUAAACUAAGAAAUAAUUUUAUUAUUAC